Molecule: messenger RNA, 5676 nt
Organism: Vanessa atalanta (red admiral)
Lineage: Eukaryota; Metazoa; Arthropoda; Insecta; Lepidoptera; Nymphalidae
Gene: mesh
Product: protein mesh
Exons: 22
Coding region: 120-4979 (1619 amino acids)
Biological process (GO): cell-matrix adhesion
Source: RefSeq, a predicted model, not a curated record
AACACUCCAGUCUCUGACUACAAUAGUAAAGUACCUGUCGUAGCUGCAAAAACUUAUCAAUGAGAUAACUGGAUCAAAGAAUAAAAAUAAUGUGAUUAAAAUUGUGCCUGUGUAAGAAAAUGGGUGUUAAAGUCAAAUUAGUUUUUUUAGUUGUAUUAGCGUUUAGUGCUAGUGUUAUAGGACAAGAUUCUAUAGUUAAUGAUAAUGAAAACACUGUUAGUGAUGAUAAUGCGUUGGAAGCUGAGAUUCCAGAAAGUGACGUCACAGAAAAUAAAGAAAAUGAUGGCGCGGUAGAAUUGAUAGCGAACGUGGAACCGUUAGAAGUAAAGAGUGGAAAAUAUCAAUUAUCUGAUGACACCCUAGUGGGUGAUACUCCUAUUAAUUUAGAAGCAAUCGAUUUCGGAUCAAGCGAUGUACAAAAUGAGCGACAAAUGAUAUCUUCGCCCGGUACUACAUCAGUUACAAAUACUGAGUAUGCUCACAUCGAUGGCAGAGUGCUGCCUUCAACGAAUUACCAAAACAAUGGGCAGUCUUACGUCAUCACCCCACAACGACUUGCACAGAUUCGAGGAAACUUUAUGUACUGGUUCUACGAUCAAGGAGGUAGUGAAAAUAUCGGUGAUUACCAGAGAGAUAUCCACACUUCUACUCCUCAAAUACACAAGAACUUCAAUUUUCAACUUCCGUUCUUUGGAUUUCGUUUCAAUUAUACACGACUGUCUAUGAAUGGGUACAUUUACUUCAGCGAUCCGCCAGACCACUACACCUACCCCCUCUCGUUCCCCGUGCGAGACUGGCCCAAUGUCAACGACCCCUCCUUCAUCGGUAUCUUCUUCAGCAAGUGCCGUAUCGGAAGUCAAAGGCCUGAAGAUCCUGAUCAAAGAAGACCUGGUGUCUAUUUCAGAAUGGAUAGAGAUCUUCAAACUCGAACGGACCAGCUCGGUGUUGAGAUGCGUGAACGUAUCACUUGGGAUAUUCGCGAAGGUGUUAUUGGUUCCGAAACCUUUUUCCCGAAACACGUUGUCACUAUAACGUGGAAAAAUAUGUCCUUUGCUGGUGGUAUCGACAAUUCUCUAUUUAUGACAAAUACUUUCCAAAUGGUACUUGCAACGGAUGAAGUAUUCACAUACGCGAUUUUUAACUAUCUCGAAAUAAACUGGAGCUCUCAUACAGAGGCUGGUGGUGAUACCACUACUGGAGAAGGUGGUGUACCAGCUUAUAUUGGUUUUAACGCUGGAAACGGUACACAAAGCUAUGAAUAUAAACCUUAUUCUCAAGCAUCAGUACUUAGAGACUUGACUGGAAGAGGUUGGGCUAACGGCUUCCCAGGACGACAUAUAUUCCGAAUAGACGAGAAAAUACUCAUGGGCACUUGCAAUAAAGAUAUUGAUGGAGCAAAUCUUCCACUUAUGUUUGCACCUGAAAGUGGUAAUAUGCUCGGUGGUACAAUCGUCAACAUCACCGGUCCAUGUUUUCAACCGAAUGAUCGUAUAACAUGUAGAUUUGACACAGAAUCCGUCGUAGGAGCAGUUGUAGACUCUAAUAGAGCUAUUUGUGUUCAGCCACGUUUCUGGCACAAUGGUUACGCCAGAUUUGAAAUCGCUAUUAACAAUGAGCCUUAUAAGUGGAAAGGAAAAUUCUUCGUAGAAACCCCCGCAACUGCAACAGAAAAAAUAUUCUUCCCAGACAAUGCGAUCCAUGAAAGAUAUCCACCUGAAAUAAGAAUAACAUGGGACCGGUUCAAUUUGACCACCAACCUCAACGUCCAGCUACAGAUCAGUUUAUGGGGAUACAAAGAGAUUACAAUCAGACCACAGCUAGAAUUCAUUGAUAUGAUUGAAAUGGGUGUGGCUAAUACAGGAGAAUACGUGAUCAAUCCACAAAACUUCCGUAACAGGGAUAAUAUUAUGCACAAUGACAUGCAGUUUGGAUUCCUCCAAAUUAACUUAACGACUCCUGAAGUAUUUAAAAACGUUCAUAUAUCUCCAGUUCUAUGGAGUCGACCGAUUCCCCUCGGCUGGUACUUCGCUCCACAGUGGGAAAGGAUUCACGGACAGCGUUGGCCGCAGACAAUGUGCAACAACUGGCUUCGAUCGGACCGUUUCUUGAAGAACUUUGCAGCUCAAGUCUGGGUGUGUCCUUGUACAUUAGAACAUGCAUUGCUGGACAAAGGACGUUUCAUGCCUGACCUGAACUGCGAUAAAGAUAUAAACCCUACAUGUAGGUAUCACUGGGGAGGUAUACAUUGCGUCAGAAGCGGUGCUCCGAGCUCGGAGGGAUCAGGCCAACAAUGUUGCUAUGAUAAGAAUGGGUUCCUCAUGUUGUCUUAUGAUCAGAUGUGGGGUUCAAGACCUCACCGUUCUCACGACUUUGGAUUUACUCCUUACAAUGAAGCUAACAAGGUACCAUCUUUAUCCCAUUGGUUCCACGAUAUGAUCCCAUUCUAUCAAUGUUGCAUGUGGCAAGAAGAACAGGCUGUUGGGUGUGAGACAUUCAGGUUCGAGCGGCGUCCAUCCCAAGACUGCGUUGCUUAUCAAUCUCCAGGAGUUGCUGGUAUAUUUGGCGAUCCCCACUUCGUUACUUUCGAUGGCCUCCAAUACACAUUCAAUGGGAGAGGAGAAUACGUUUUGGUGAGAGUGGAUCAGCCUCAAAUCAAACUCGACGUUCAAGGACGUUUUGAACAAGUCCCCAGAAACAUUCAUGGACAAGUUAACGCGACGAUUCUUACUUCUAUUGUAGCCGCCUCAAACAACUCAGUUCCGAUCGAAGUAAGGCUACGACCACAGCAUGCACAGUGGAGAUAUCGACUGGAUGUAUUCGCAGAUAACAAAAGAAUUUACUUCGAUCGAACUGCUCUUCGAGUGCAGUACUUCCCCGGUGUGACAGUUUAUCAGCCGAUGUAUAUCCUUAAUCAGUCCGAAAUCGUUAUCAUGUUCACGUCUGGUGCUGGAAUCGAAGUGAUUGAAAAUAAGGGAUUUAUGAGUGCCCGAGUAUUCCUACCUUGGACAUACAUGAAUCAAACUCGCGGUCUUUUCGGCAACUGGUCAUUGGAUGUGAAUGACGACUUUACACGGCCAGAUGGUACAAUCUCAGCAGUAGACGUGAACAACUUCCAGACAGCACACAGAGAAUUUGGACAACACUGGCAACUUAGCGAUCGAGAACAGAAAGAUAUAGGCGUAGCCUUAUUCGUAAGAGAGUAUGGUCGAACUGCAGCUUACUACAACGAUAAUCAAUUCGUGCCGAACUUUAUACGAGAACCGGCAGACUUUCUGCCUGCCAAUAGAUCGCAGGAUGUUGCGAGAGCUAUGGAAAUAUGCCAAGAUUCGUACCAAUGUCGAUAUGAUUUCGGUAUGACCCUUAAUAGAGAUAUGGCGGAAUUCACAAAGAAUUAUCUUUCUUCAAUUACAAAUAUAAGAGAACAAAAUGCUCGUCGUGUGAUCAGUUGUGGUAUCUUGGAGACGCCUCGUUUUGGCCGCAAAAGUAACUUCUUCUUUACCCCAGGAACCAGGGUCAACUUCGAAUGUAACCAAGGUUUCAAUCUGGUCGGUGAUAAGCGACGUAUUUGUGAGGAUAACGGCAGAUGGAACCUACCUGACUACGGUUACACUGAGUGCUUACGUACUCAGGAGUAUUCACAGCGCGCCUUGUUCUUGACUGGGGGUGUCAUAGUGGCAGUUAUUGUACCUUUAGCUCUCCUGAUUUGCCUGCUUUGGUUCUGGUGUUGGUAUAAGCCGAAGUCCGAAGGCAAAGAAGGAUUCCGCUUUGAAGACAUACCGCGAUCAAAAUCAGCCUCUCGGCUUAAUCUUAGAUCUGCUUCAAUGGGAAACAUUACAGAUACUAUGAAAUCCUCUACUUUACGUAGCCAAGAUUCUGAUGUAAAGCCGAAAUUACCUGAUAGUCCUACAGAAGAAACACCAAUUAAACCCAUUUCGUCUCUCAUGAGAUCUGCACCCCCACCCCCUUCUGAACCACAAGAUGGUGAUAGCUCUGGAUUAGGCUAUACAGAUUCAAAUAGAAGCGAUUCUGGUAAAUCUGAUAAACCAAAGAAACGCCGUGCGUAUGAUAAAACGUAUAGAACAAAUGAACCUUUACCUAAUGCUCCUGAUGUAGAAUUCCCUGAAAAGCUUUGGGAUUUAUCAGAGGAAGACUUGUUGUCUUUAACAACUCCAUCAGAAUCUGAAUCCAAUCGAGAUUCAACUCUAACUCGACCUGCGAAUGAUAUAAAAUAUCUUAGCAAACCACGCCAAACAGGUCGUCAUGCUCUCCCUCUUCCUGGUCCCAGUGAUUCUGGUUAUUCCACCAAAGACGGCUCCGAAGACCCAUACGCGACAAAAUAUGGAGGACAAUACAGUCCGAUUCCGUCCCAAUAUUCACCUACUUAUUCUGAAAUAUAUUCUCCACCAAUAAGUCCAACGUCUGAUAUCAGUCCAAGAAAUACUUAUAAUAAUCCAGGCUUACCAGAGCCACCUAAAAGCGCUCCCCCAACUGAAAUUAAAACAUUUACCAUGCCCCCCCAAAGAGGAAAGCAAGAAUAUUCCGCCAGAACAUUAGGAGCAACAUGGGGUAUUAUCAGCGCAGUUAUGCUGCCUAUCAUGGUGGUACUCAUUUGUAUUGGCUGGCGUAUCUUGAAGAAGAGAAAAGAAGAAGAAAACGAGGAGAGCGACUUUUUACCAAUAAAGACGCGUUCCAUUGAUCCAGAUGAUAUCAAAAUAAAUUCCGACGAUGAGUCAAUUCCAUACAAAAAGGAUGUAUCGGAAGAUAGUCCAGAACCAACUGAACCAGUUAAAGUGGAAGACGUAGCAAACGACAACAACUCAUACCCCUACGGCCAGUACAACGACUCGGAGCCAACGCCACAGCAAUACCAGCAACCACAACAAUACCAACAGCCGCAGCAAUUUGAACAACCGCAACAGCAGCAACAACAACAACCGCAGUCAAGUAGGCCAUGGGCUGGCGAAACAGAAAUAAAUUAAUAUUUUUUUCUCUAUAUUAUAAUUAUUAUUUUAAUAGUUACUUGCUCUUAAUAACUUAAGUUGUAAUCUCUGUCUAAAACGAAUAUUAAAUACACAGGAACUUUUUCAAAUAGGAAUUUUCUUUGUACGACAAUUUUGAAGAAAGCAGUAUAUAUUGUUUUACCAGCUUCAAAAUAUGCUCCAAAUAGUAUAUAUAAUUAUACAUACCAUUUACGGUUGAGCGGAAUGGGUAAAAUUUGACCCACGCAUCGUUAAGAAAUAAAUAUUUCAGAUAUAAUUUGAUAAAGUAUAACAUUAUUAUUUCUUCUACUUGUUAAUUGCAAGCAUUAACUAAUUAUAUAUUAAUAAAUAGAGCUAUAAUAAUAUUUAUAAGAGAGAAUAAGUGUUUUUUCAUAACUUAUAAAACUAAUGUUAAGAAAACGUUGUCAUACAAAUGACUACAAUAUUCGCUGUAGAUGUUAUAGUCAAAAUGUCCCACCUUGUUAAAUAUGUUAUUAGAUAGUCAUUGAAUUUGAUAUAAAAUAUUGUAAACAAUAGUCAUGACAAUAAACUUUCCUACUAACAAAUUCAUUUUUAAUUUAAUUCUUGAGCGUUUCUUGAAGUUGAGAAGUGCCAUUUAGUUUUUACAAUUCCUUCGGUUUUAAUAUUUUGGCAAUUGUGUACUUUGUUUUUACUUGAAAUAAAUAUUAAUUUCACA